GUCUCUUUUUCGAGAGCUCUCGAUCUUCCAGCAUAUCUUGGACUACUCAUUCUUGCACGCAACUCUCGACGGACACAAUCCAGCCGAGCCGUUGACAAAAGCCGCCCGGCCAUAAUAGCAUACACCAGGCUUGUCAUGGCCACAGGUACUCAGGCCAGCAGGUCGGCUCCGCCACGGCCGGCUGUCGUCGUCAUCGGCGCCGGCAUCAUUGGCCUCACGAGCGCGCUGUGCAUCCAGGCUGCCCUGGGCGACAAGCUCGACAUUGUCAUCGUGGCACGCGAGUGGCCCCACGCCGUGGCCGGCAUCGAGACCGACACGUCCGCCAACUAUGCCUCCAUGUGGGCCGGGGCACAUGUCCGGCCGAUCCCGGUCAACGGCGAUGUGCAACUCGACAGAGAAGCGCAAUGGCUCAAGUCCACGUGCGAGACCUUCAAGCGACAGGUCGUGGAGGAGCCGUGGAUCGGGGUUACUGCCGUCAGGGGCAGAGAGUAUCUCGAGGCGCCUCCAGAGAGCUAUGUCAGUCAGACCGCCGAGUCCUUCGGGCAGGAGACGGGUCUGCCUGGAUACCGCCGGUUGGCUGAGGGUGAGCUGCCAGAGGGAGUCAAGCUUGGGUUCGAGUACGACACGUAUUGUGUCAACUCCCCACUGUACUGUGCCAGCCUGCUCAAGAAGUUCCUGCUCUGUGGUGGAAGGACGGCCGUCAGGCAAUUGGCGAGCGUAGCCGAGGCAUUUGCUGUCUGUGCGGACGUGAGGCUCGUCGUCAAUGCCAGCGGGUCAGGUUUCGGCGAUCCUGCUUACUUUCCCACACGAGGGCAAACUGCACUCACAAACCUCACCGGCAUCAACGAGACCAUCACACGCCAAAAUGCGGACGGGACUUGGAGCUUCGCCAUCCCGCGCUUCUUCGGCGGCGGAACCGUCAUUGGCGGCACAAAAGAGCCCAACAACUGGGCCCUCGCUCCGUUACCAAGCACCCGCGACCAGCUCUUAAAGGCUGCACAGAAGCUGCAGCCUGGGUUGCUCAGCAAGACUGUAGCCGGAGACGACGGGGCCAGGCAGCCACUGCGUGUCAUUGCAGACAUUGUCGGCAGGCGACCGACCCGGCAGGGAGGCAUGCGAGUCGAGUGUCAAGAUGGGCAGCAGGGUGGCGGCGCUGUCGUGCAUGCAUAUGGCGCCGGCGGGCGCGGCUUUGAGAUUAGCUGGGGUGUGGCCAGAGAGGUGACUGUCCUUGUGGUUCAGCGUUUAGGACUUGGUUCUCGUGAGCCGAGAGGUGGUGGCGCUGUCGAGAACGGCACUGCUAGGCACAAGUCGCGGCUCUGAACUUCCCAUGAGAAUCGGCCCAUCGUUCCAAUUUCUCCAGCGUUGGCAGAUGAAGACACACACGCGACAUUGGUCUUUAAAGCCGGAUAUGCAUGAAAAAGAAGCAAAUGUUAAUAGAGCAUCACUGGUUGGAGUGAACAAGACACUGACGACUAUUGAAAUGG
Microdochium trichocladiopsis is the source of this 1484-nucleotide messenger RNA. RefSeq lists its product as uncharacterized. The coding region runs from base 136 to 1320 and encodes 394 amino acids. The record is from RefSeq and is a predicted model, not a curated record. The transcript has 3 exons. Gene Ontology annotation, molecular function: D-amino-acid oxidase activity; FAD binding. Lineage: Eukaryota; Fungi; Ascomycota; Sordariomycetes; Xylariales; Microdochiaceae.